GGUACGGCCGCGUUAUCUCAGCUGCUGGUGCGCGUGUUAUUAUCAUACGCUGUGAGAGAGCGCACUAAUCAUGGCUGCCACCGGCCCUGAGAUCGCCGCGGCGGCGCGGCCGGCAAUUCGGCUCGAUGACUUGCCUGUCGAUCUGCUCGCGCACGUUGUAUCGUAUGCUGGACGAGUGAUCAUCUGUGGCGUUGAUGGACAAAUUCGUAAGGCGGUUGUAGGAGACUUUCUCGCUCUGCGGUUAGUAUCCAGCACGUGUCAAGACGCGGUGCGUCGGGCCGCCAAGGAGCACCCGGUGCUGGAUGAAGCAAGUUUCCGGCUGAGCGAUGGCUCGACUGCGCGCGCCAUCGCGGCGUGGGGGCAAAUGUUCGGCAGCGGAUGCCGCGAGCUCCAUUUCUAUACAGGACACAAGGCAUCUGAUAUAGAGCCGUCAGACGAGGCACUAGACGCGCUUCAGAGUUUCGUAGUCAGCACUCAAGGGCGUCUGCGCGAGCUCACCCUCACUAGCCUGGGCUUUUCAAAAAGCAGGGACUACGCCUUGGAAUUGUGUCGCGCGUCGUUUUGAACUGGAUCCCGAGCUGCUUUGGUGCCGGACACGUGGUCACGAGCGCGGCUAUGGAAUCCUUCGCAAUGGAAGUGGGCCGCUUGUGUCCGCUCCUAGAGUACGUUAGACUCAGCGCUUUUGAAGACAUUCCAGCAGAAACCUGGCAGCAGCAUUUCCCCCGACUGAAAACUCUCGAAUUUCGGGGGCGGCCGGAGAAUUACGCCGCAAUCGAAGCGGCGGCGCGGGCGUGCGUUUGCGCGGACGAGGUAAGCCUUGUCGAGUGCGACGACGAGCUGGCGGCUUUUGUGGACAUGCUGCUGCGGACGCCUUUACGGGGCCGCCUGAGGAAAUUAGACUUGGGCUUUGAUUUGCCCGUUUCGAAUGAAGUGAUCCUGCAGUGCGCACGCUUCGAAGGUCUGAGGUUUUUAAGAUUGCCACCAGAGUGUGCCAUCGACGUUGAGUUCUGUCGCUCUCUAGCUCAGCUGCGGCCUACGCUCACCGGUCUCGACCUGGGAACGGAAUGCCGUGCGGACGACGAGUGCCUACGAAUUCUAUGCGAGUCGUUGUCGCUGGAGCAUCUUACAUUCUCAUCUAUUCCUUGUCCAGCUGCUAUUGAUAUUAUCUUGCAAAGUUCUAGCGCCCAGACGCUCCGCGGCAUCGGGAUUUAUUACAUGGACGAAAUCUUCACGCCGGCGAACUUGUUGCGCCUCGUCCGCGGCUGUCCCCUGCUCUCCGAGUUCGAAGGGGAUUCAGGGGAGCUACUGUCACCCAUCGAGCAUGGCAAGACGGUCAAGGCCAUCAACAAGCUGCUCAAGGGCCGCGGCGGAAAGAAAAAUCAGUAUAGACCGUUCGUGGAUUUUGGCCCGUCGCAAUGGGGUCGCCCAGACACCCUGGGUGGGCAAGCCGGAGAAUUCCUUCAGGCCAACGAGGAGUCCGAGGACGACUCCGAGUCCGAGUCCGGGGAGGACUGAGCCUAGCAUCUAAUAAUGUGAACCUUA
Molecule: messenger RNA, 1542 nt
Organism: Pelagomonas calceolata
Lineage: Eukaryota; Pelagophyceae; Pelagomonadales; Pelagomonadaceae
Source: the annotation of a GenBank genome assembly